Cladocopium goreaui is the source of this 707-nucleotide messenger RNA. NCBI's taxonomy places the organism in Eukaryota, Dinophyceae, Suessiales, Symbiodiniaceae. The record is from the annotation of a GenBank genome assembly.
AUGCCGUCUACGACCGUGGGAGAGCUUCGCGAACGACUUUUGGCCUUGGGGGAGAGAGCACCUCGGUCCUGGACCGGUCUUCAGAUCAAGGCCAGGAUUGCUGCUCUGAAGGAAGAGCGCCAGGCUCUUCAACUCGAUGCCAUGGAGGAGGAGAUGAAAGUGCUCAAGAAGGCUGCUCGGAAGAAGUCAGAUCUUCAGAUGCUGUUGGACAAGGAAAGCGUGACCUUCAACCAGUCGGACACCAUCAGCAUCAUGUUCAAUCGCAUGGAGAAAGUCAUCCGGGAGAAGUACGAACCACAGGACACAGAGAUGGUGGGGUUUGGAGCUCAUGCCGAGCUGACCUACAAGGAGUUGAUGGAGACGAACUACCAGUACCUACUCUGGUGCGAGACCACAGUGGGGGAAGGCCAGGCCAAUUGGCGAAUGCAGAGGCUUGUCAAAUGGUUCAAGAUCCAGAAGACCAAGGUCAGCAAGCAGGGCUACCCAAAACAACCACCUGUGAUUUCUACACCCAGGAAGACUGCUAUGGCAAGAGCGCCCCAUGUUUCCGACUCCGAACCCAGCGACUUCUCCGUCAUCAGCCAUCAGGACGAGAUCUCCCGUCUUCAGGCAGAAUUGGCCAAGGUCAGACAGGAGAAAGCGGAGCUUCAGGAGGAGAAUACCGAGAUGUCUCGAACUCUGGAUCGCACCAAGACUCGCAAGGAGAU